UGGUUAAAGGAUGUGAGGACACUAGCCAAUCCAGAACUGGUGAUUAUUUUAGUGGGUAACAAAAAUGACAAAAGUGAUGAAAGAGAGGUUUCUUAUUUAGAAGCAAGUCGGUUUGCUCAAGAACAUGGUAAUAAAUGAUGUUUUUGGAAGCAAGUGCAUUAAAUGGGGAUGGUGUUGAAGACAUGUUCUUUAAAUGUGCAAGAUCCAUUCUAAGUAAGAUCGAAACUGGACAAAUUGACCCUGAAAGAAGUGGAAGUGGUGUACAAUUUGGCGACUCAAGUCUAAGACGAAUGACUCAAAGAACAAGAACACGAAAGAAAGAAAGAUCAUGUUGCUUUUAACUGUAUAUAAUAAAUAUCUAAUGGUGUGUUGCUUACUUA
This is a messenger RNA of Gilbertella persicaria, 380 nucleotides long. RefSeq lists its product as uncharacterized. The transcript is spliced from 2 exons. The record is from RefSeq and is a predicted model, not a curated record. Lineage: Eukaryota; Fungi; Mucoromycota; Mucoromycetes; Mucorales; Choanephoraceae. The coding region runs from base 135 to 341 and encodes 68 amino acids.